This is a messenger RNA of Nipponia nippon (crested ibis), 1920 nucleotides long. The record is from RefSeq and is a predicted model, not a curated record. Lineage: Eukaryota; Metazoa; Chordata; Aves; Pelecaniformes; Threskiornithidae.
AUGGGGACGCCACCCACGGGACACGUCGCGAGCACAGUCGCGCGCACGGGCAGCCCGCUCCUCCCCCGCGGGCCUCCACGGUGGCGACAGAAAAUCACCUCACGCCAGACAGGGCCCCGAGAACGGCGCGCUGUGAUGGGGGGACACAGGUCCGCCCGGGAAGCGGAAGGGCCAGAUUAUGUGGAUAAGCCUUUGGAAAAACCUUUAAAGCUGGUGCUUAAAGUUGGAGGAAGUGAAGUGACUGAACUUUCUGGGUCAGGGCAUGAUUCUAGUUACUAUGAUGACAGAUCAGAUCAUGAGCGAGAACGACAUAAAGAAAAGAAGAAAAAAAAGAAAAAGAAGUCUGAAAAGGAAAAAGAAAAGCAUCUAGAUGAUGAAGAAAGAAGGAAGAGAAAGGAAGAGAAAAAGAGGAAAAGGGAGAAAGAACAGUGUGACACUGAAGGAGAAACGGAUGAUUUUGAUCCUGGGAAAAAAGUGGAGGUUGAACCUCCUCCAGAUCGUCCUGUCAGAGCAUGCAGAACUCAACCAGCUGAAAAUGAGAGCACACCAAUCCAGCAAUUACUAGAACACUUCCUGCGCCAGCUUCAAAGGAAAGAUCCUCAUGGGUUCUUUGCUUUUCCAGUCACGGAUGCCAUCGCGCCUGGAUAUUCCAUGAUAAUAAAGCACCCCAUGGAUUUUGGUACGAUGAAGGAAAAAAUUGCAGCAAAUGAAUACAAAUCAGUCACUGAAUUCAAGGCAGAUUUUAAACUGAUGUGUGAUAAUGCAAUGACUUACAACAGACCAGAUACUGUUUACUACAAGCUAGCCAAGAAGAUACUGCACACAGGCUUUAAGAUGAUGAGCAAAGCAGCUCUUUUGGGUGAUGAAGACACAGCAGUUGAGGAACCUGUCCCUGAAGUUGUUCCUGUACAAGCAGAGACUACCAAGAAAUCCAAAAAGCAAAAUAAAGAAGUUAUUAGUUGCAUAUUUGAACCUGAGGGAAAUGCCUGCAGCCUGACAGAUAGCACUGCUGAAGAACAUGUCCUGGCACUAGUGGAACAUGCAGCAGACGAAGCUCGGGAUAGGAUCAAUCGAUAUCUACCCAACAGCAAGAUUGGUUAUCUGAAAAAAAAUGGAGAUGGAACUUUAUUAUUUAGUGUGGUAAAUUCAUCUGAUCCAGAAGCAGAAGAGGAAGAGACUCACCCAGUGGAUCUGAGUUCCCUGUCAAGCAAAUUAUUACCUGGCUUCACUACGCUAGGCUUCAAAGAUGAACGAAGAAAUAAAGUAACCUUUCUUACAAGUGCUAGUACAGCACCUUCCAUGCAAAACAACUCUAUAUUUCAUGAUUUGAAAUCAGAUGAAAUGGAACUCCUGUACUCGGCAUAUGGUGAUGAAACUGGGAUACAGUGUGCCUUAAGCUUACAAGAAUUUGUGAAGGAUGCUGGAAAUUACAGCAAGAAAAUAGUAGAUGAUCUUCUGGACCAGAUCACUAGUGGAGAUCAUUCCAAAACUAUUUAUCAGCUAAAGCAGAGGAGAAACAUCCCAGUAAAACCGCUGGAUGAAGUUAAAGUUGGAGAAUCUGCUGGAGACAGUAACACUUCUGACUUGGACUUUCUCUCUAUGAAACCAUAUUCAGAUGUAUCUCUUGAUAUUUCUAUGUUAAGUUCGUUAGGGAAAGUGAAGAAGGAGCUUGAUCAUGACGAUAACCAUUUACAUCUGGAUGAAACAACUAAGCUGCUGCAGGACCUUCAUGAAGCUCAGGCUGACAGAGUGGGAUCCCGGCCAUCAUCCAAUUUAAGUUCCCUCUCCAAUACCUCUGAAAGAGACCAACAUCAUCUUGGAAGCCCCUCUCAUCUGAGUGUUGGAGAACAGCAAGACAUUGUUCAUGAUCCCUAUGAAUUUCUUCAGUCUCCAGAAACCUCAAAUGCCACUACUAACUAA